AGGAGUAGUGAAUAAAUGAAAAUAGUUUCAGACACUUUUUAUGUUCUCUGGUUUCAAUCUAGGUCUGCUCCAGCUCCUACCCAAGGGCCCACUGGUGCUGGGGCUGCAGGACCACCUCCUGCUACCAAUGUGUCAAGUAACAAACGGCUGCAGCAGACGCAAGCCCAAGUGGAUGAAGUAGUAGACAUCAUGAGAAUGAACGUGGACAAGGUGCUAGAAAGAGACCAGAAGCUGUCAGAGCUUGACAACCGGGCAGAUGCAUUGCAAGCAGGUGCCUCACAGUUUGAAACCAGCGCAGCCAAACUGAAGAGAAAAUAUUGGUGGAAGAAUUGCAAGAUGAUGAUCAUCCUUGGUGUAGUAUGCACAGCCAUUCUCAUUAUAAUUAUAAUUUAUUUCUCCACUUGAAAAAAUGAAGAAGGAAGACUUGGCACAACUUUGUUCGUAUCAACCAACAAUAUCAGUGUUCCUUUGUUGAACUCCGCUUUUUAAUUCCUGGUGUCUUGGGAUUUUUGCUUCUAAUAACGUAUAAGCAUUCAGUGUGGUGUGUUUUGGAAUUCUGUUGUUUCCACAAGAAACUGUACCAGCUAAAUACUGCCAAGUAGUUCCAUACACUGUCUUAUUACUGUGUCUUCAGAUGUGCACGCACUGACCUUCAGAAACUGUAGUAUAUGAAAAGCAUCCUAAAUAUCUUAGAAUUGGAGAAUGCAGCUGUAGGAGAGUUCCUGCAUAAAGGGACACUGUCAGGUGAACUGAAAUUGAGGUUUCAGCAAACAUGAGGGCCAAAAUUCUUAGUCUGAAUACCUAAAGUUGUGUAGCAAAAUUCACUAUCAGAUGCAGCUUUUUGAGGUAGCAGGUGUCUGCUACACUGGAGAAGGUCCUUGCAAGUAUUCACAGAAUGUGUAAGACAUCUCUACUUAGCCAACCAAUCACAUAUGUUUUUGAAAUUAAACGUGAUAUCCAUCUAAAAACAUUACCUGCAGGAAAUAAAUACGACUGCAUUUUAUGGAUUUAAAUUUUCUCUUGCAGUAUGUUCUGAGCAACUAAGAUAGCUUCAGUGUGAAAGGCAGAAAGAAGACUGUACGACGACAACCGAAAAAUGUUAGCUAGCACAAUCUUGAAAAAGCUCAGUGAAAUGCAAAAAUGGUAAUACAAGCACCAUAAAUAACCAAGAUGCAGAUUCUUGCUAAGAACUCAAGGUAGUGUUUGUCACGAUUCAUAGAACUCUCUUGAAUGACAGGCUCCAAUACUUAUAGCUCUAACUUGAGUAUAUGAAUGACUUUGGUAAUGUCUGUGGCUUCCCAUCACAACUGUAAGAAGCUGCUUCUACACCAUUUUGCAGAAAUGGUUCCCUUUGUGAGGAUCAGUUAAAGAUCAGUUAAAAAGAGGAGGAUGCAGUAAACAGAAAGAACUGUAGGGACAGAGGCCAGGGAAUGGAAACUGGAGGGUGCCUAACAAAGCUUUCCUUGAGCAGAGAAAGGCAGAGAAACACUGUUCUAAACUAGAGGUGUUAGUAGGCUUACUUACAAUUUAAUUUGUGUUUGUAUAGUUUAUAAGCUAUAACAUCAUCUUAAUAAAGUACUCAGUUCAGAUAUUUUUCAUACUUAAACCAACAUUUGAUACAAUUAAAGGAAAAGUAUUUAUUACAUUUGGGGGGAAAGUCAUAUGUUAUUGUUGUUAGGUUACACCCAAGUGUUCAAUUUCUACUUCUCUUAAAAUACUUCACAGUUUGUUUUGAGAAAGAUGUGGAUGAUAUCCUGAGAGAAUUAUACCAAUUUUAAACUUAUCUAUUUAAACUAGAAACAAAUUUUCAGAUUUUGAGCCAGGCAAUCCUGACAGCGCCUUUUUAAGAUGAAAUCUUCAGAAUUUCUAAGAAUUGCUAGAUAUUUAUUUAUUUAUUUAUUUUAAAAAGUUGGUUUUUCGUUGUUUUUUUUUUUGCCUGCAACUCUGUUAAGGCACAUAAAUAGCUAUAUUAGCAGAUAUGCUCAUUAAAGAGCAUCUCUCUUGACAUGAUCUUAGACUUAAAAAAAAAAGAGAAAACCAGACAAGUUCAUUGCAGUAGAUCUUAAGUAGAAUUUUGUGGAUGGAAUAAGCAAUGAUUAGUUGAAUGGUUCCAGCUGCAUUGUUUUUCUAUAUAUUUAUUACUUCAUUUUCACGUGUAUUGUUUCAUAUUGUUAACUAGCAGGUGGCCAUGGUCGUAAUAAAAGUAACCUUCAAACAUUAGUAACUUUCAAAGUUUUUGAUGUGCUACUGGUAUGCCCUGUUUGCUUCAGUUCAUCAGCUAAGUGCAUGAACUAUUCUAAAAUCCUCAUGGAUCGGACAGAAAAUUAUGCUGUCAUUAAAGGGCCUGACUUUGUGAAAUGCUA
This is a messenger RNA of Meleagris gallopavo (turkey), 2363 nucleotides long. RefSeq names its product vesicle-associated membrane protein 3-like. Lineage: Eukaryota; Metazoa; Chordata; Aves; Galliformes; Phasianidae. Gene Ontology annotation, cellular component: membrane. The record is from RefSeq and is a predicted model, not a curated record. Gene Ontology annotation, biological process: vesicle-mediated transport.